This is a messenger RNA of Ylistrum balloti, 3646 nucleotides long. RefSeq names its product uracil-DNA glycosylase-like. Gene Ontology annotation, molecular function: uracil DNA N-glycosylase activity. The record is from RefSeq and is a predicted model, not a curated record. Gene Ontology annotation, cellular component: mitochondrion; nucleus. Gene Ontology annotation, biological process: base-excision repair; base-excision repair, AP site formation via deaminated base removal. NCBI's taxonomy places the organism in Eukaryota, Metazoa, Mollusca, Bivalvia, Pectinida, Pectinidae. The transcript has 5 exons. Bases 16 to 876 code for a protein of 286 amino acids.
GGCCCAGCCGUGAAUAUGCCCCCUAAACGCAAAAGUGCAGGUAAAGUAGCAAAAUCUGCAAAGAGGCAGACUACAACACAAAAUGAAUAUGAUGGUCCAACACCACCUAAGAAAGCUAAGCAAGGUGCAGACAAGAAAGGAGCACCAAGUGGAUCUGUAGGAAAAUUUGAUCUGUCGUCUUAUGUAACAGAAGAGGGCUGGAGACAAGCACUCAAGGAUGAAUUUUACAAAGAUUAUUUCAAGGGUAUUGAGUCCAAGCUAGCUAGUGAUUAUGCAGCGGAAACGGAAGUGUUUCCAUCAAAAGACUUCAUUUUCAAAGCGUUUAAUGAUACACCAUUUGACAAGGUGAAAGUUGUAAUUCUUGGACAGGACCCAUACCACGAUAAAGGCCAGGCAAUGGGAAUGGCAUUUUCUGUACCACUUGGAGUAAAACCACCACCUUCUUUGAAGAACAUAUACAAGGAACUAACUAAUGAUAACAAGAUCCAGAACUUCAAGGCCCCUAAUCAUGGUAAUUUAGAACCCUGGGCAAGGAGGGGAGUGUUUUUACUCAAUGCAACACUAACAGUCGAAGCUCACAAACCAAACUCUCAUGCCAAGUAUGGCUGGCAGACUUUUACGGACCAAGUAAUAAAAAUCAUCAACGAGAAAUGUUCAGGUGUUGUCUUCCUGCUUUGGGGAAACUUUGCACACAAAAAGGAGAAGCUAAUUGAUGGAAAAAAACAUGUUGUGAUCAAAACUGCUCAUCCUUCGCCGCUAUCAUACAAAAAAUUUGAAAAUUGUAAGUGUUUCUCAUUGGUUGAUAAAGCACUGGUGACUAAAGGACAAGACAAGAUGGACUGGUCACUUCCUGAUGGUUUCUUUAGUCUAAAUUAAAACAAAGGACAAGACAAGAUGGACUGGUCACUUCCUGACGGUUUCUUUAGUCUGAAUUAAAACAAAGGACAAGACAAGAUGGACUGGUCACUUCCUGACGGUUUCUUUAGUCUGAAUUAAAACAAAGGACAAGACAAGAUGGACUGGUCACUUCCUGACGGUUUCUUUAGUCUGAAUUAAAACAAAGGACAAGACAAGAUGGACUGGUCACUUCCUGACGGUUUCUUUAGUCUGAAUUAAAACAAAGGACAAGACAAGAUGGACUGGUCACUUCCUGACGGUUUCUUUAGUCUGAAUUAAAACAAAGGACAAGACAAGAUGGACUGGUCACUUCCUGACGGUUUCUUUAGUCUAAAUUAAAACAAAGGACAAGACAAGAUGGACUGGUCACUUCCUGACGGUUUCUUUAGUCUGAAUUAAAACAAAGGACAAGACAAGAUGGACUGGUCACUUCCUGAUGGUUUCUUUAGUCUAAAUUAAAACAAAGUGCUUGGUUUAAAAGAGAAGAAACGAAGACGCAGACUUCUGUAAAACUGAAGUAAAUGCACAAUACAUUUUCCAUGGUAAUUUUGGAGAGCACAACCACAAUUUUAUUUAUAUGUUCUUUUAUUUUAGAUAUAUUUAGAGCUUUGUUCUGUUCAUGAAAACAACAAAACUCUUUAGAUAUUACCAAAUGUACCUUUAUCUUCUUCACAAGAUGUUAAAAUUUGCUCCAAUUCUUUGUGGAUCAGCCCCUUGUUGAUUAAGACAUCUCUAGCAAUUUCAGUCUGCUGUGAUUACCAAGUAUUCAGUAUAUGGAGACAAGUGUCAUUGAAUAGGACUGCAACUUGGAUCCUAAAUAUCAUUAUAUUAUAUAUAUUCAUGUUAUUGUGAUUGAUUUAACAGUAUAUCAGUUUCAACAGGAUACAGGACUCUGAAAUCAAAUUUUGUGUUUCCUGUCUUGCAGUCAAUUUUCCCUGAUUGUUAUCAUAUUGAUCCAAACCAGGCUGGUUUAUUAUAAUCAGUGUUGACAUCUUCAGUAUUCUGUGUGCUGAAGUAGUGUUAAAGUGUUUUUCAUUGUUUUUUUAUUUUUAUAUGUAAAUCUCUUGUUAUGGGGAAAUAAAUUAAUGUGUUUUUGUUACCAGUCACAUUCUAUUGCUGUCUACUUGAUGGUUGACCUAUGUACAGGAUCAGUGUGAUCGCGAUCAGAUAAAUAACUAAACUGUAAAACUUCAUAAUUUGUAUAUUUAAACCACAUUUUUUAGGUUUGUAAUACUACAAAUUAAAGUUACGAUUUGUUUGUAGCUAAUCUUUUUAUUUUUUAAAUUUGAACUGCUGUAAAUAAUUUAUCAUGGUAUUCAUAUUUUUUAUUGUGUCGUUUGCAGCUAGUCCACUAAAGUGGACAAUCAUCAUGUGAAUAUACAAUGUAUGUAUAUCAUCUUUCAUUCUAAGUUAGGGUAUCAAACACAACAGCUUCGGAGUAAGUUGAUAUGGAUUUAUUUUGAACCAUAAUAUAUAUAUAUUACUAUUUCUAUCUCAUUGGUUAGAGGUAUGGAAGGAUCCAACCAAUAUUGGAGCAGUAGUUUGGUUAGUUGAAUGCCAAAAUCCACGUGGCAUGCCUCCCACGUGAUAAUAAAUUUGGUGUUGAUGGAGUUGGGGGUUAACUUAGCCUGUAAACCCUUUGGGACUGUUCUGUUGUUCACACAACUAAAUUUGGCAAAAUUCCAGAUUGUUCUGGCCAGGCAAUUGAUCAAUAGAGGGGACCCUAAGAAAUCCCACCCAAUUAUAUGGAUCAAGUCAGGGAGAUGUUCAAGGAAGAUCUCGAGUUAAGUGACAGCUCAUCGGAUGUGUCCAGGUCAACCCCAAACACCUCUGAGGACGGUCAUGAGAAUGCUGAUACUAGAGACUACAGAACUUAUCACUAUAUAUCUGAAUCAAUGUCUACUUUGUGCCUUGACGAACCUGGUCAGUUAUAAGGGUAAUCUGUUAGUUUAUCGCUAUAUUAACUUUGUAAUGGUAUGGAUCUCAUAAAUUUAUCACUAAUGCUAUAGAUUUUCUGUACAGGUUUAGAUUUAUGCAUAUACCUAAACAUUAACAUUUAGUAUGAGAUGUCACGUUUGAAAUUGUUUAUGUCAUAAUGUCCAUCUGCUGUUUAUAGAAUCGGGUACCGCAUUUCAUGUACUUUAGACCCAAAUAUUUGUUAAUUUGUCGCCCUGAUGAAGCCCGGAGAGGGCGAAACUGGUUGACAAAGCUGUUGUGAUUGAUUCCCUAACUUAAUUUUCCCUACUGCGCAAUCACCAUGCAUACUUCCUGGUAUCUAGCGGGGGAGUAAACGAAUCCUCUAUUCUACCUACGAAUCUGUACGGCAUUGAGGGCCUAUUGUAUCUCUGUAUCAUGUUAAACUAACAUACAUGUAUUCUUAUAUUUUGUAAUAUCAAUGUGAACAUAUUCAUUAGUAUAUGUAAUGACAUCAAUAACAGAGCAGUUACAUGUAAAACCUUAACACCGACCAGUGCCAUGAGUAUCAGAGGCAAACCUGGAUGAAACAGAGUCUGUGUAAGUAGAUCUGGGUUGAUCAAUCAUAGUCUGGUUUUUAGAAGAUUUCAUGCAGAGUUCAUACAUAAUAUAUAUAUCUUAGACAACAUAUGUAUCAUUAAUCCAUGCUCCUUGUUAAUGAGUCCAAAAAGAAAGUAACAAAACUGAAUAUCACAUCACAUAUUUAUGUACAUUCUAUACACAUUUUUAUUGCUAUGAUCAUCUGUGAUAUCUAUAAAAUAUCUCUUGUGAUGAG